This is a messenger RNA of Mirounga angustirostris (Northern elephant seal), 2313 nucleotides long. RefSeq names its product interleukin 15 (gene IL15). The transcript has 9 exons. Bases 933 to 1421 code for a protein of 162 amino acids. The record is from RefSeq and is a predicted model, not a curated record. Gene Ontology annotation, molecular function: cytokine receptor binding; cytokine activity. Gene Ontology annotation, biological process: positive regulation of immune response; neutrophil activation; positive regulation of T cell proliferation. NCBI's taxonomy places the organism in Eukaryota, Metazoa, Chordata, Mammalia, Carnivora, Phocidae. Gene Ontology annotation, cellular component: extracellular region.
GGAGUAGCCGCCCAGCCCAGCCCGAUCCUACCACACACUUUUCCCUUGCCUCUGGGCCACUUGCAAGCGCAACCACGCGCCCAGGUCUCCAGGUUUUUCCGGGGAGGCCCCCCGCCCUCAGCCAGGCUGGGUGGGUGCUGGGGGUGGUCUCGCAGACUUCUCGCGCUUUCCCUGCAGGUCCCCCGGAAGAUACAGGCACAGGCCAAAGCAGCUGUCCGGGGUUGCUGCGAGGCGGGGCCGGCGCUCCCUGACCUCCUCCUCCCUCCAGGUUCUGCGCCCCCGGACUUGGCAGUGGCAGAAACCUGCCAAGAGUCCCAGCCCAGGGGGCGGGGAACUUGGACACCUGGGGCAAUCGUUCAGGGUCUGCUGCCACCUUCCCCUCCCCCGGCCUCCGCUGGGGAUGUUUAUCUUGCCCUGUGCUCCUUGCUCUUUUCUCUUUCACUUUUCUUUUCGCUGGGGGUUGGGACUCCCUGGGUUCAGGGCGCCCAUGGGGAACCCCGGCUGACUCGCUCGUUGCAGUCGAAGCCCAUCGCCAGGGAAGGGAGCCGGGUGGCCGCGCCCGUCCGGCUGCGCCGCUUGCCGCCCCCAGCCCUGCAGCCCGGACUCCAUGGAGAUAUUUGAAGGCAUGGAACAUAAGUAGAAUGUGGUAAAGUGAUUGACUAACUGGAGGGAAAUAAGAAACUUGCUAUUGGCAACUAAAUGGAAAAUUUGGAAAUGCACGUGCCUGACUUUCUACAGCUUCCUUGCACUCUUUGGAUGGAUAAUAACCUCCUGGUACCACUGUCCUCAGAGCUCGCCACUAUUAGAUGGCAGUUCAAAGAACUGCCUCUUAUGACACAUAAGAGGAAAUAUUCUGGAUGGAUGGCUGCUGGAAAUCCAUUGCCAUAGCCAGCUCUUCUUCAGUACUUAAGGAUUUACCCUGGCAUUGAGUAAUGAGAAUUUCGAAACCACAUUUGAGAAGUACUUCCAUCCAGUGCUACCUGUGUUUACUUUUGAACAGUCAUUUUCUAACUGAGGCUGGCAUUCAUGUCUUCAUUUUGGGCAGUAUCAGUGCAGGUCUUCCUAAAACAGAGGCAACCUGGCAGUUUGUAAUAAGUGAUUUGGAAAAAAUUGACAAUAUUAUUCAAUCUAUACAUAUUGAUACCACUUUAUAUACUGAAAGCGAUGCUCAUCCCAGUUGCAAAGUAACAGCGAUGAAGUGCUUUCUCCUGGAGUUACGUGUUAUUUUGCUUGAGUCCAAACAUCAUCUCCUUAAUGAAACAGUGGAGAACCUUAUCAUCCUAGCAAAUGAUGGUUUAUCUUCUAAUGGGAAUGUAACUGAAACGGGAUGCAAAGAAUGUGAGGAACUGGAGGAGAAAAAUAUUAAAGAAUUUUUUCGGAGUUUUGUACAUAUUGUACAAAUGUUCAUCAACUCUUCUUGAUUGUAAUUGAUCCUCUUCAGCAUUUCUGCUAUUAACAAACAUCUUCCCAUGGCUUAAAGGCAAUGAAACUCUCUGCGGUUCACAUGGGCUGCCCAAACCAAUUUUUCUAACAAAAGGAUGAUCCAGAAUUUUGGAUCGGAUGAACUCUUGGAAAUGAAGGCAGAAAAAUGGCAUUGAGUAACAUGGUGUCUAUGAACUGUCCUCAUAAUUAUUUUGUUCACUUAUUCUUAAUUUAUUAUUGAAGUUGUACAUAUUUGUAGCAUAAUAUAAAAUAUUGAAUAAAAUUGUGUACCUACUUUAUCCUUUGAAAUUGCACUGAUACUUACCCCUUUAAGGAAAUAGGGGACAUUCCUUCAAGGGCAGGAGUCAAAUUACACAGCUGGCGGGGCUGAGCACCACUGGGCAGGUCAACUCUGUGCUCCAACCAGUCAGGAACUGCUAACCACCAGCCUUCACUCACUUCUCCAGUGGGUGUCCCACAAGGAGGAAGAAUUGACUCCCAAUGAGAAAGGAGAAAUAGGUGUGAAACAGGUGCUUUACUCUGUAGCAUAGUUAUUGAUAUCAAAAGCAUCUGUUACCAAAGACAGUGCAUGAACCUGGCAUGUACUGCGCAUCAGUGAAUCUUAGGUGGGAGUGACAAUAAUAAACCUUCACUGAUAGGUAGAAUCGUGUAUGGAGAACUUGUGAUUGUAAUGAUGUUAAUAUUUCCAUGCUUUCCCGAGUGCAGGUGUUCACUUUUUUUUUUGCUACUUUUGUAUAAUAAAAAAAAAAAAACUGCUGAUUUGUUAGAGCCAACAUUAUCUGAUAAAAAGUAAUUGUUUAUAUAUUUUUGCACUAUACUGUCUGAAAUUUCCAAGCUCUUUUUUAAUAAAAGUCUGACUAAGGUGAAAUA